Molecule: messenger RNA, 2592 nt
Organism: Penicillium paradoxum
Lineage: Eukaryota; Fungi; Ascomycota; Eurotiomycetes; Eurotiales; Aspergillaceae
Product: putative pH signal transduction protein PalA
Exons: 7
Coding region: 1-2592 (863 amino acids)
Cellular component (GO): endosome
Molecular function (GO): protein binding
Source: RefSeq, a predicted model, not a curated record
AUGGCAUCUAAUAUCCUCCAACUACCGUUCCGGCGCUCGCACACCGUCUCACUUUCUGAAGCGAUCACUCAGUACAUCUCCUCCAAAUAUGAUCAGCGCCCGGAUAUGUUCGCGGAAGAUCUGAUGAUCAUUGAUCGUCUACGAGCCGAGGCUGUUAAUGUACAGGAACCUCAUUUCAGCGGUAUCAGCCGCUUGGUAACAUAUGCGGCUCAGCUGAAAUGGCUCUGUGGAAAGUUCCCGAUCGAUGUCGGGGUAGAUUUCUCGUGGUAUCCCGCUUUUGGGUUUAAUGCCUCGCGGCCAGUUUCGGAAAAUAACCUGCGCUUCGAGCUCGCGAAUGUCAUAUUCAAUCUCGCUGCAUUAUACUCGCAGCUUGCAUAUGCGACUAAUCGGACUACAUCAGAUGGACUCAAGCAAGCGUGUAACUACCUCUGCUCCGCUGCUGGAGUAUUGAGUCAUCUCCGAACCGAUAUUAUACCGGAUUUGCGGACGUCACCCCCGGAGGAUAUGGAUGAAAUGACACUACAGAGUUUGGAACUUCUUUUGCUUGGGCAGGGUCAGGAAUGCUUUUGGCAAAAAGCCGUCAAAGAUGGACUGAAAGAUGCGUCCAUCGCGAAGCUAGCAGCCAAGGUAUCUGACUUCUAUGGUGACGCAGGUGACUUGGCUGUAAAGUCUAAUGCGAUUAGCACGGACUGGAUCCACCAUAUGACCGCGAAGCAUCAUCACUUUGCUGCUGCAGCUCAGUUCCGACAGUCACUUGACUGUCUAGAAAAGCGAAAGUACGGAGAAGAGGUUGCUCGGCUGCGCGACAGUUUAGUCUGUGCCGGGGAGGGCUUGAAGGAACAGCGAUGGAUCAAUCGGACUGUACUCGGUGAUCUGAAUGGCCUGAAGAGCCGCGUCGCGGAGGACCUCAAGCGCGCUGAAAAGGAUAAUGAUAUGAUUUAUCUGAACCCUGUGCCACCCAAAUCCGAGCUAAAGACGAUUGAACGUGCCAGCAUGGUGAUGGCUAAAGCACCGUCUCAGGUCACGGACGCGAUCUCUAUGCUAGGGGAUAAUGGACCACUGGGCCAGCCCCUGUUCUCGAAGUUGGUACCGUAUGCAGUUCACAUUGCUGCUAGUAUCUACACUGAUCGCCGUGACCGGCUGGUCAACGAUACUCUUAUUGGGGAGUUGGAGUCAAUGACCGAUAAAUUGCGAGACUUGCUUUCAUCACUUAAUUUACCAGGGUCAUUGCAAGCUCUCGAGAAGCCAUUGGGUCUACCACCGAGCCUUGUGUCGCAUGCAGAGGAAAUACGCCAACAAGAUGGUCUGAACCGCUUGCAUCGGUCUAUUGAAGACACUGCCAGGGUCAAAAAUAAUGACCUAGCUUUGUAUAAUGAAGGCGUUGAACUCCUAGCAGCUGAGAAAGCUGAGGACCUUGCAGCUCGCCAUAAAUAUGGCACCGAUCGUUGGACUCGCGAGACCUCUGAAGCAGCCGCGCCUAAGCUCUACAAAACUUUGACUGAAAUCAACGGCUACUUCACCUCCGCCCAGGGAAGUGAUGAUCUCGUCCAGCGCAAGUUGCGAGAUUCACAAUCCGUCUUCCUUGUUCUCACUGGUACGAACCGGGACUUGGAGGCCUACGUUCCCAGUAGCCGGAGAGCUGCAAUCCCCCCGGCGGUAGAGCGCGAAGCCAACAGAUUGCGCGGCUGUCUGAGUGAAGUCACUCGUAUGGAGAAUCGACGUCGGCGGCGAAUUCAAAGCUUGAAGGAUAAGGCCCGUGCGGAUGAUAUUCAUCCGGCACUUCUGAGACAGACCGCUCGACUUGAGCGGGAGUUCCCCAUGCAAACUAUUGAGGCCAGUCAAUUUGAGGAUCUGUUCGAGGAGCAGCUGAAGCUAUAUGACUCAGAUCGUGAGAUGUUGGCUCAGGAGCGAAGAGAACAAGACCAUCUUUCGAGCCAAGUCCGAGAAGCUAACCUGGCUUUUACUGGCUCUCACAAGGGCGAUGCAUCGACCAAGGAACGAGAGGCGGCACUGCAGGAUUUGGAAAAUGGAUACCUGAAGUAUAAGGAGAUUAUUUCUAACCUGGAUGUCGGGCGGAAAUUCUACAAUGAUCUUGCCAAGAUCGUAGGCCGAUUCCGCGAUGACGGAAAGGCCUUCGUUCACCAGCGUCGAAUGGAAGCAAGCCAGCUGGAAACCGAUAUCUCCAACGCUGCAGCAAUGGCCUCACUCCACAUUUCUCAGCCACAUCUCCGCCAACAAGCUUCACAACCAGCUCGUACACACAAAUCACCGUCCUCCUACUCGGCUGCACCGCCCGCUCAGCCCCCCUUACAACCUUCCCCGCCGGCUCAUUCGGCCCGCCCAGCUGGGACAGCGGCCCCUCUAACAGCACCCCAGCCGGUGCGCGCACCUGUGGCCCCGCCUCCGGUUUCUACUCCAAGCAUACCGGGUGCUAUGCCUGGUAUGUGGUCUCCCGAGAUGGGUAUUCGAUUUGGGUCUGCCGCUGCCCCCCCAAAUGCCACUCCUAGCACGGGGGCUGGACCAACCCCGGGUCAACCCGCCCGUGGCCAACCAGGAACCUGGGAUCCUAGCCAAGGACUGCGUUUUUCUUGA